Messenger RNA from Epinephelus moara (kelp grouper), 784 nucleotides. Its product is annotated as acyl-coenzyme A thioesterase 1-like. Gene Ontology annotation, molecular function: fatty acyl-CoA hydrolase activity. The record is from RefSeq and is a predicted model, not a curated record. Lineage: Eukaryota; Metazoa; Chordata; Actinopteri; Perciformes; Serranidae. The transcript has 3 exons. The annotation marks the transcript as partial. Gene Ontology annotation, biological process: acyl-CoA metabolic process; fatty acid metabolic process.
CUCACUGUGUUCCCGGCGUAACCCCGAGUGUUUCGAAACUCCUUGUCACUAAAGUAGCCUCAAAUUACAAGUAGUCAAAAUAAGCAGCCGUGCGCCUAUUAGACGAAGAGGUGUAGCUCCGUUUGGGCGAACAUAAGCUGAAGAGAUGUCCUCCCAAGUCAUACUGAGGCUGCUGCCCAGAGCCAGAUGCAUGUUUGAUGAGCCUGUUCAGGUGAUGGUGUCCGGGCUGAGGGCGAGACAGGUGGUCACCAUGAGAGCCAGGUCAACUGACGAGAAAGGAGUGGAGUUCAGCUCCUCGGCCACCUACAAGGCUGAUGGGAACGGGGAGAUCAACCUGGAGAGAGACCCCUCACUCAGUGGGAGCUACGUUGGGGUCGAACCCAUGGGUCUGCUGUGGUCGAUGAGGGCAGAUGUCUUGCACAAAAGGUUUCAAAAAAACAAAUCAUUAAACCCCCACGUGGUGAAGUUCUCUGUGCAUGAGGAGGAGGGGGAGGGCAGGAUGCUGGUAGAGGCGACCAAUGAGAGGCUUGUGAUGGGAGACGGGGUGAGCCGGCGUCCUGUCAAAGAGGGGAAUAUUCGUGGAGUCCUGUUCACUCCCCCAGGAGGAGGUCCGUUCCCUGCUGUGUUGGAUCUGUACACUUUUGGUGGAGGUUUGUCAGAGAAAAGGGCCUCUCUGUUGGCCAGCCGUGGAUUUGUGGUUCUGACUGUAGCCCUGUACGGUCAUGAUGACAUGGCAAGGAACAUCACAGAGGUCCAUCUGGAUUAUUUUGAAGAAGCAAUUGAG